CAAAGUUCACCGAUAACGUGUGGCGGAGUUGUAUCUUGUCCGAGUUACCCAACCGAGAGCCACCGGGCGAGUUCACUAUGUUGAUAAACUAGUUUGUGCAACGGCAGCGAUCUGACGGAUCGACUGUGCUCAGCUCAUAACCGCUGAAACGGAGAAGUUGGUCUCUGCUACUCACCGCAACUCCGUUACAAUGUUGACAUGGCUAAUCUUGCUGGCUGUGCUGCUGAUAGUUCUUCGAUUUCGAUUUCCAUAUUUUCUGAAAGACUUACAGUACGCCAUUCAGCUGUGUCGGGUUGGGUAUCGGUUAGCUAAAUACGCACAGUCAAAACCGUACUUUACAAUAUUAGAUCGUUUUUUGGAAACAGUAAGUAGGCACCCUCAAAAGACUUUUAUUUCUUUCAAAGAUGAAAUCUUCUCCUAUCAGGAGACAGACAGGCAGAGUAACCGGAUCGCUAGGGCUCUCCGGGAGCACGCUGGUGUCAGGCAGGGCGACACCGUCGCGCUCCUCCUGGGGAAUGAACCCGUGUUCCUGUGGACCUGGCUGGGCCUGGCGAAGCUCGGCUGCUCCGCCGCGCUGCUCAACUACAACCUGCGCUCCAGAUCUCUGCUCCACUGCUUCUCCUGUUGCGGGGCCAAGCUGCUGGUCGCAGCCGCAGAGCUCAGAGGUGCGGUGGAGGAGGUGCUUCCUGCGCUGACGGAGCAAGGGGUCACCGUCUUCCUCCUCGCCGAGGAGUGUGACACUGUUGGCAUGGAAACCCUCUCAGACAAGAUCCGCCUGGCGUCAGACGCCCCCCUGCCCUUUGACCUCAGGGCCAACGUGACCUUCACCAGCCCCGCCGUGUUCAUCUACACCUCCGGCACCACAGGUCUGCCCAAGGCUGCGGUGGUCAGUCAUCAGCGCUUGUGGGGGAUGUCCUCCGUGCAGUCCAGCGCGGGCGUCUGUUCCGACGACGUCGUCUACGUCAACCUGCCGCUCUACCACACGGCCGGCUUCGCCCUCGGAUUCACCGGCGCCAUCGAACGAGGUGCGAGCAUCGCGCUGCGUAACAAGUUCUCUGCGUCACAGUUCUGGGACGACUGCAGGAAAUACAACGUGACCGUCAUGCAGUACAUCGGCGAGACAAUGCGCUACCUGUGCAACACUCCCAAGUCGCCUGCUGACCAGGUGCACAACGUGCGGAUUGCGUUCGGUAACGGGCUGCGGGGGGACGUGUGGAGGGACUUCCUGGAGCGCUUCGGCCACGUGGAGAUCCGAGAGCUGUACGCCUCCACCGAGGGCAACAUGCACUUCAUCAACUACACCGGCCAGAUCGGCGCCGUGGGCCGCAUCAACGCACUGCACAAGAGGAUGUUUCCGUUUGCGGUGAUCCAGUACGAUCUGGAGAAGGAGGAGCCGGUGAGGAAUGCAGAGGGCUUGUGCAUCGAGGCACCCAGAGGCGAGACAGGCCUGAUGGUGGCGCUCAUCACUCAGAAGGCUCCGUUCUCGGGCUACGCGCGGGACCUGCAGCAGACGGAGAGGAAGAAGCUGCGUGACGUGCUGCAGAGAGGAGACGUCUACUUCAACAGCGGAGACCUGCUCAGAGUCGACCAGCACAACUUCCUCUACUUCCAGGACCGCGUCGGAGACACAUUCAGGUGGAAGGGAGAGAAUGUGGCGACUAAUGAAGUGUCGGACAUCCUCAGUAUGAUGUCAUCCAUCACGGAGGCCAAUGUGUACGGAGUCAGAGUACCAGGUCAGGAGGGCAGGGUUGGCAUGGCUGCGGUGACGCUGCAGAAGGGAGAGGCGUUCGAUGGCAUCAGCGUGUUCACCCACGUGUGCACCUACCUGCCGGCCUACGCACGCCCACGCUUCAUCAGAGUCCAGAGUGCUCUGGAAGUCACCGGAACCUUCAAGCAGAUGAAGGUGCAGCUUGUGCAGGAAGGGUUCAGUCCCGACGCCGUGCGCGAUCCGCUCCACUUCCUGGACGAGCGAGAGAAGCGCUACAGCCCCCUCACCAUGGAGACGCACGCGGCCAUCCUGCGCGGGGCCGUUAAACUCUAACUGGCCAGCGGUCAGCCUGGACUCAGGCUCUCACUGGAACAGCUGCCCUCUACACUCAUGCUGCAGCUUUUACACUUUAAAUAAUGCAGCUGUGUGUUGUGAGGGAAUGUCAUUUCUAGAAUGUGUAUUACUGUCUGUGAAGUAAAACUGUAUUUUUAAUGAUUAA
This is a messenger RNA of Sardina pilchardus (European sardine), 2207 nucleotides long. RefSeq names its product long-chain fatty acid transport protein 2-like. The record is from RefSeq and is a predicted model, not a curated record. Lineage: Eukaryota; Metazoa; Chordata; Actinopteri; Clupeiformes; Clupeidae. The transcript is spliced from 10 exons. Gene Ontology annotation, molecular function: long-chain fatty acid-CoA ligase activity; long-chain fatty acid transmembrane transporter activity. Bases 191 to 2041 code for a protein of 616 amino acids.